Molecule: messenger RNA, 1900 nt
Organism: Eurytemora carolleeae
Lineage: Eukaryota; Metazoa; Arthropoda; Copepoda; Calanoida; Temoridae
Product: lysine-specific demethylase 8-like
Exons: 11
Coding region: 20-1591 (523 amino acids)
Cellular component (GO): nucleus
Molecular function (GO): histone H3K36 demethylase activity
Source: RefSeq, a predicted model, not a curated record
AUAGUUUCAGAAGGUUAAAAUGGUUCCCAGGGAUAUAACUAAAAUGUUGACUGAUAUCUUACAAAUAGCAGACACAAAAUCACUAUUAGAACUAGUGAGAAAUAUCGAGCUAAAAGGAGUUGCAGCUGGUGAAAGUCAAGAAGCACAUGGUGUUCAAGAACUUAAUGUUGUGGUGGAAGCUGUACAACUACUGCUAGAUCUCCACGGAGAACCUCAGAGAAGAUACCACUGUACAUGUUUAUUGCAAGAUUACAUCUGGGAGAAAUUGAAUACUGGACACUGGAAGGAAGUGAAACGAGAAUGGAGAGACCUAUAUGCUUUAAUCUCUUUAAUAAGGAUUAGCUGUGUUGUCGAGCUAAGACUAAAAUUUACAACAUUGUGCAGAGACAAGACAAGAUAUUCUGGAAAAAGAAAACGAACCUCAGAUCACAAUAAUGUCAUUGGUCCUGGAUCAGAACCCAAUAACUUAGCCUCAAAUCCUGGUGAUAGCAUUGAUCUUGAAUCUGGAGAUCAAUGCCAAUCUGAAACCGAGCCAAGUAUUCGUAAAGAAUUAGCUAAAAUUGUACCUGCAACAGAACCCAAGUUUGAACAAGAUCCUAAUCCUGGACCUGGACCUGAUCAUGAACCUUAUCUUGCUCAGGGUUCGGGUUUAACCAUUUCGAUGGAAAAGGAUGAUAUCGAGCUGAUAGAAGAGUUGGUUAGAAUUGCAGAUAUGGGAUUGCUUCUCGGAGCACCUAUUCAUAAUAACGCUCAAGAGAGAAUAGCAGAGAUUCUAACAGAAUUCUUAGCACAGGACUUGUGCUCCCUGCCCAGUAAGAUAUCAUUUAAGAACGAAAAGGAGUUUACUCUGGAGAAGGUUGCGAUUCAUUUACCUGAACCUUGUAAACCAUUCCGUCCAGUUCCUGAUUGUUUGGAGCCGAGUAUAGAGGAGUUUGUCGCUGAUUUUAUGGUUCCAGGUCACCCUGUAGUUCUCACAGACUGGCCAGCAAUGUCAGAGGCGCGGCGUUGGGGCCCAACACGUCUGGUUGCUCUGGCAGGACCUCGUACUGUACCAGUAGAGCUGGGUAGGAACUACACGCAUGCGCACUGGACUCAAAAACUAAUGACCGUCAGAGAGUUUGCUGAGAAAUAUCUUGUGGAUGAUCCGAGUGAGGUUGGAUACCUAGCUCAACAUCAACUACUGGAUCAGGUCCCACAGUUGGGAGAUGAUGUAUGUAUCCCAGAUUACUGCUAUACAGGGGAGGAUGAAGAUGUGGAUAUCAAUGUAUGGAUUGGACCAGGGGGAACAGUUUCUCCUCUACAUACAGAUCCCAAACAUAAUCUUUUAUGUCAGGUAAGUGGUACGAAGUAUGUUGUUCUCUAUCCUGUAAACGAAAGUAAGAACUUGUAUCCCCAUUCCUCACCCCUGCUCUUCAAUACAAGUCAAGUUGAUCUUCAAGAACCAAACCUAGAUCUUUAUCCUGGGUUCUCAAACACUCAGGGAUAUCAUACACUUCUCCGUCCCGGGGAGAUGCUCUAUAUUCCGCCUGGAGUCUGGCACUUCGUUACAAGUCUGUCCACCAGCUUUUCGGUCAGCUUCUGGUGGAAAUAAACCUUGAAUAAACCGGUCAGCUUCUGGUAGAAAUAAACUCUUUGUUGAUUUUUUGUCAUCUUCUGAUGAAAUGAAAUUCUGUUUAUUUUCUAGAAGCUUUUGGUGGAAAUAAACCUGAAGUACAUUCACUAUCUCAUGGUAAAAUCAAUUAAGCAACUAAUAUACCAGUCAAGAUAGAAAUUUUGUUUAACGACUGAUAUACCCAUGUGAUAGAAAUGAAUUUUCGAUAUUGUGAUAAUUAUUAUAUUUUGUGAUAAAUUAAAAGAGAUUUUUUUGUCAACGUUUUUAGAUUAUAUUCCGGAUUACUCA